UCCUGAAAUCAAUUUAAAAAAUAUUAAACCUAUUUCAUAUUCAGUUGUUCUUAGUAUCAUAAGGAAAGUGAAAGUGGAACUCUCAGCUUCCAUAUAAAGCCUGUCCCACCAGCAGCACCCACCACACAGCGCCAUGGGCUCCGAGGUCAGUAGCGAAUGCAAUCCUGGAGACCUGAUUGAGAUUUUCCGUGAUAGCUACCAGCACUGGGCGCUCUACAUGGGAGAUGGCUACGUGGUCCAUCUGGCUCCUCUAGGUAAUUAUCCGGGGGCGGGUUCCUGCAGCGCCGGCUCCGUUCUGUGGCAGACGGCGGAGGUGAAAAGGGAGCUGCUGACUGAUGUGGCAGGGAGCUGCAGAUAUCGGGUGAACAACCGGUUGGACAAGGAGCUAAAACCACUGCCUGUGGAGCAGAUUCUCAAUUCUGCCAAGAGGAUGAUUGGCAAGAAGUUGCCGUACGGUAUUACCAGGAACAAUUGUGAGCACUUUGUCACCAAACUGAGAUAUGGUGAGCCCAAAUGCCAGCAGGGAGCAAAUCUCCCCUGGGACAAGACCCAGGGUGUCAGCAGCUCUGGAGGGACCAAAGGUGAAAUCAGGGGGGUCAACCUCAUUGCCACCAGGGACCACAUCGGCCUCGAGGUUGCCUUCAAAGGGCCGAAUGUCAUUGCAGGAUGGUAUGAAUGUCAGUCCUCGCUGACGGUUAAGUGA
Messenger RNA from Phyllostomus hastatus (greater spear-nosed bat), 703 nucleotides. Its product is annotated as phospholipase A and acyltransferase 4-like. Lineage: Eukaryota; Metazoa; Chordata; Mammalia; Chiroptera; Phyllostomidae. Gene Ontology annotation, cellular component: cytoplasm. The record is from RefSeq and is a predicted model, not a curated record. Gene Ontology annotation, biological process: N-acylphosphatidylethanolamine metabolic process. Gene Ontology annotation, molecular function: A2-type glycerophospholipase activity; glycerophospholipid phospholipase A1 activity.